UAACCAAGAGUCCAAGACCCUAUUUUCCCAUUAUAUCUAUAUAAAAAAGCUAGCUGCACCACUACCUUCUAUUUAUCCAGAACUUGGUCCAAAAAGCUCAACCUGCUCCAUAAUUCUAUCCAAGAAAAUUGAGCUCAGUAAACCCUCUUAUCUCUUUAAGCAUGUUAGAAGGCAAGGCCGUGAUUGUUGAGACUGAUAUGCUUCAAAACAUGCAGCAGAAUGCAGUUGACUUGGCAUCAAAAGCCCUAGAUUUCUUCGAUGUAACCGAAGCCACUGAGAUAGGCCGCUUCAUUAAGAAGGAUUUUGACAGUACGUAUGGACCUGGAUGGCAGUGUAUUGUAGGAACAGAUUUUGGUUCGUUUGUUACGCAUUGUCACGGUUGUUUUAUCUACUUUUGCAUUGGCAGCCUAGCAGUUUUACUCUUCAAGGGAUCUGCAGGUCCAGAUCAAACUCAGGCAAACCACUGUUCUCCCCUAGAGGCAGUAAAAGCAUGAUGUUGGAAGUUCCUUAACUAAUAUUUUUCUACAAUUUCUUGUAUUCUAUCUGCUCUUGUAGUGUAGACUAUAAGUAUGAAACUGAAGAAAAUAUCUCUGGGUUGAACUUCCAGAUUCACCCAUCCUGUCAAAUAUAAUUCAAUUUUUCAUGUUUCAAAGCAAUGCAUAACAGUUUGUGACAGCCA
Messenger RNA from Rosa rugosa (rugosa rose), 679 nucleotides. RefSeq lists its product as uncharacterized. The record is from RefSeq and is a predicted model, not a curated record. Gene Ontology annotation, molecular function: dynein light intermediate chain binding; dynein intermediate chain binding. Gene Ontology annotation, cellular component: dynein complex. The coding region runs from base 162 to 494 and encodes 110 amino acids. Gene Ontology annotation, biological process: microtubule-based process. The transcript is spliced from 2 exons. NCBI's taxonomy places the organism in Eukaryota, Viridiplantae, Streptophyta, Magnoliopsida, Rosales, Rosaceae.